CGUUUGAGAGGAAUAAGAUCAUGGGCUCUUCUCCUAGAAAUUUGUACGCAGGUAUUGGCGAAGGGCAAUCCACCUCUAGGCCACCGCUCUUUGAUGGCACCAACUACUCGUAUUGGAAGGAACGGAUGAGAAUCUAUAUCCUUUCCACCAACUUCCAAUUGUGGUUUGUCAUAAAAAAUGGCGAAGAAAUCCCAAUGAAGAAAGUGGGAGAAACCACGGUCCCAAAGACCGAUGACGAGUUUGAUGCCGAAGACAUCAAGAAGGUGGAAAACUAUGCAAAGGCCAUCAAUAUGCUAUAUUGUGCGGUUAACCCCGACGACUACCGAAAGAUCUCCUGCUGCACAAGAUCGAUAUCCUAUUGAAGUGACGUACGAAGGUACCGAUCAAGUUCGUGAAGCCAAGAUCGAUUUUCUCACUCAAGAGUGCGAAAUGUUCCGAAUGAAGGAAGAAAGCUACUCCAACAAGGAUCUAGUGAGGAAGAUCCUUCGCAGCUUGACUCCUGAAUGGCGCUUCAAGGCCGAUUCCAUUUACGAGUCAAUUGGCGUCUCUAACGUCACAAUUGAUGGGUUAAGAGGUAAUCUCAAGACUUACGAAUCUACCAUUCUUAAUCCAUCAUUGGACGAGCAAAAGAAAAAGGGAAUAGCUCUCAAAGCCACCAAGGAACCGGUGGAAGAGGUUUCAAGCGACGAUGACAACGAGUUUGGAAUCGUCAUCAAAAAGUUCCACAAAUUCAUGAAGAAGGAAUUUGAGCGGAAGAGAAGGAAGCACGAUGGUCCUCCUAAAUGCUACGGCUGUGGCGAGAUUGGCCACAUCAAGCCGAGGUGUCCAAAAGUCAAGCACGGCAAGGACAAGCCUGGCUUCAAGAAGCAAAGAGCUUACAUCUCUUGGGGUGGCGAUUCCGGCGACGAAUCAACCGACCAAGAGGAGGACGAAGCUGCAAACCUUUGCCUCAUGGCACACGAAUAUCAAAGCGACGACGUCCAAGAGGAAUAUACCACUUUUCCAAUAUUUGUGGUAUCAGAGCUUGGUUCCUUUCCGAUGGCCAGCAACGGGAGUUCGAUGGGUGCUUCACAGCCUCUCAUACCGAUCUUUAAGGGAGAAGGCUACGAAUACUGGAGUAUUCAGAAGAAGACUCUACUAAAGUCUCAGGAUCUAUGGGACUUUGUGGAACUGGGAUACGCAGAUCCCGACGAGGCGAACAAAUUGCGGGAGAACAAGAAGAAAGAUUCGAAGGCGUUGGCAAUCAUCCAGCAAGCAGUCCACGACAACGUCUUCUCCCGAAUCGCAACGGCAACCAACUCAAAGCAAGCAUGGUCAACCUUGCAGAAAGAAUUCAAAGGAGACUCAAAAGUCAUCGUUGUGAGAUUGCAAUCACUUCGACGUGACUUUGAAACGAUGAUCAUGAAGAAUGGAGAAUCAGUGGCUGAUUUUUUGUCGAGGGCAAUGACAAUAGUUAGCCAAAUGCGAUCUUGCGGAGAAAAGAUCACAGACCAGAUCAUCUUUGAGAAGCAAGGCGACAAGAGCCAUAUUCAGUGCUAUAAUUGCAGCAAAUACGGGCACGUGAAAGCAGAUUGUUGUACCAAGGAGAAGCAAGCAAAUUACGUUCAAGAAGAAGAUGAAAACAAGUUAUUCAUGGCAGUUGCAGACGCCGUGGAAAUGCCCAACGAUGUGUGGUUCGUAGAUAGCGGCUGCUCGAAUCACAUGUGUUUCAACAAGGAGAUGUUCAAAGAGCUUGACGAAUCUUACAAGUUCGAGGUCAAGCUAGGCAACAACAAUGCCAUUCAAAUAGAAGGUAGAGGUGUUGUAGAAGUAAAGAAUUGCCAUGGUAUAUUAAACCACAUUCAUGAUGUCUAUUUUAUUCCAAAAUUGGCAUAUAAUCUAUUGAGUGUGGGGAAAUUGAUGAGCACUGGAUAUAUGGUAUUCUUCGAAGAUAACUCCUGUGUCAUCAAAGAAAAGAAAUCUGGGCAAAUCAUUGCAAAGGUUUGCAUGACAGCGAAUAAGAUGUUUCCGCUGCUAAUCUCAAGUGUAGAUAAAUACGCUCUUGUUUCCGGCACACAAGAGCCGUCGAAACUGUGGCAUCAACGAUAUGGACACCUCAACGCCAAUGGGUUAAAGCUUCUACGUGAGAAAGGGCUUCUGAAGGCCAACAUCGCUGUUGGGAUUUCCGACAUGCAUGUUGGGAUGGUUUGCCAGAACCAUGGUUUGGCAGCCAACGCCAAAAACUGAUGUCAAAAACCAAAGUUCUCCAAAAUGAAAACCAAGUGUUAAAAACUCAUACACAAUGUAUUUUAUGUAGAAACCAAGUAUAAAAACUUAAAAACCACUUCAUUAAGGGAACGUUGGGAAUUCGUUAAGUCUAUUAAAGCUAAAGCUGCUGGAGAAUCCAAUAAUAGUACUUAAUUAACCACCUCCAAUGUUUUCGUUGCAGGAAGAAAAAAAUGUCAGCUAGGACUGCGAUU
Messenger RNA from Cuscuta campestris, 2459 nucleotides. The record is from the annotation of a GenBank genome assembly. NCBI's taxonomy places the organism in Eukaryota, Viridiplantae, Streptophyta, Magnoliopsida, Solanales, Convolvulaceae.